Messenger RNA from Labeo rohita (rohu), 1958 nucleotides. RefSeq names its product chromosome 10 C17orf49 homolog (gene bacc1). The transcript has 6 exons. Gene Ontology annotation, cellular component: MLL1 complex; NURF complex. Lineage: Eukaryota; Metazoa; Chordata; Actinopteri; Cypriniformes; Cyprinidae. The record is from RefSeq and is a predicted model, not a curated record.
UUGUACUCUGGGAUUUUUUAGUUCGAACUAUUAUGUUCCGUUCAUGCUGAUUAUAGAGAUUUUUUAUUUGAUAUACAAUAAAGAUAAAUAUAUUUUCAUGCGAGCGGUCACUGAAUGACUCCGACAGUCAUUUUAAACCGGUUUGAUAGAGUUACGUACUCAGCACAGCUGACUUGAGACUCGACUGUUUUUGUAUUUGUGUCAGGACUGUUUAUUUCAGAUCAUCACUCCAGCAUGACUUCAGCUUCUACAAAGGUGGGCGAGAUCUUCUCGGCUGCAGGCGCUGCUUUUUCUAAACUGGGUGAACUGACCAUGCAGCUGCAUCCAGUGGCAGACUCUUCUCCUGCAGGAGCCAAAUGGACCGACACGGAGAUUGAGAUGCUGCGUUCUGCAGUUCGCCGCUUCGGUGAAGAUUUGAACAGCAUCAGCUCAGUCAUAAAAGAGCGAACAGUUGCCCAGAUUAAGACUACAGUGAAAAGGAAGCUGUAUGAGGACAGCAGGGUACCUCUCACUGCAGAGUCGCCUUAAAAAACGAUGAAGAAAACCACAGUGACGCUACCGCCGCCUCCUGCAUCAGUCGCCCCCACUGUUAUCGCUGUGCCGACCUCACAGGUUGUUGUGACGACUGGAUUGCAGAGUUCUUCGUCUUUGCAACCAGCAAUAAAGAACCCUAAAACAUCAGAUGUGACUCUGAGUGCUUUGAAUGACUCUGAUGUGAACAGUGAUUUGGUGGAUAUUGAAGGGCUUGGAGAGGGUUCCACUAAAAAACCAAACUUUGACCAAGAGAGCUUGAAUCUGGACUCCAGUCUUAUAAUGAACUCCAGUGAUCUGCCUCUGCUGUCCCGCUGAUCUUCACCUGUCAGUCAAAGUGAUAUUCAGGUGCAACGGGGGGCAAAGAUGAUCGAGGGCAGCACAUGUAAAGAUUCUGCAGUUCGAUCACUGCUGUACACCUGUUACACCUUUUCAACUGUGGGUUCAAACAGCACCAGAUCAAACUUGUACUCUUAUUAUGCAGCAAAAAUGGAUAGUUUUGUAUAAAUGGGUAAAAAUGAGGAAGGGAUGUUUUGUGAUCUGGUUUGCCCACUGAAAAGGGGUUUACAGGACAGUGAAGCAAGGGUCAAACUACUUGUAAAAAUACUUACUUUUUUAUAUUGUUUGUUUGUUUGUUUUUAUUAUUAGGCCCUUUUGCCUGAAGUGAAGCUUUGUGAAGUGAAUUGAGGUGCUGCUUGUAAUGAAAAUGUGGCAGCACAAAAUCAAAAAUAGUUUUCUUUCACUGCCACUGUAUUUUAGGUCCAGCUUCUAUUGUAUGUAUAUAUAUUAUUUUUUACCAUUACAGAAUAAUUAAACAGGUCAUUUCAAAAGCAAAUGUCAGACAUGCCAGCUUAGAUUUUAAAUGAACAAAUCGCUUUGUCAUACAAUUCUUUUGGCUCAGCAUAAAAGAGACAUACAAAUCAAUAAAAUGAGUUUUUAUUAUGAUCUUUUUCAUAAGAAUAUAUGGUAUAAUAUACAGUUUAUGGUAAAUGAUAUUUCUUCUCUGAUAAUUGGACAUUCAUCUUGGGCGACUGAGAGGGAAUACCAAUAUGUUACCAAUAUGUCAAAAAAUAUCCAUCUUUCACUUAAUUUUUCUGGCUUCCAGAAUAUAUUUACAACUUGAACGACUGAUAGGCAAAAUCUAUCCGCUUUGGCAUUUCUUUAUAAUGUUUAUCGUGCGCUCACAAUCCAUUUUAGUUUUUAUUCACAACACCCCUCAAUCAUUUCAGUCUCUGACACACAGAUACAACAGAUCCUGUCAUAGUAAGUGUAUGGCAAAUCUGAAAAAUAAAUGACAUGGUACUUAUUCUAGAUGAUACACUAAUGAUUCAGAACAAACAGCUGUCAAGUCUUUCAUUCAGGUUCUUGAGAAAUACCUGGAACUGAUUAUCCCGAUGAACUUGACAUAGUAAUUCCAGCAACUUUAA